Raphanus sativus (radish) is the source of this 1216-nucleotide messenger RNA. RefSeq names its product dof zinc finger protein DOF5.3. Gene Ontology annotation, biological process: regulation of DNA-templated transcription. Bases 20 to 931 code for a protein of 303 amino acids. Lineage: Eukaryota; Viridiplantae; Streptophyta; Magnoliopsida; Brassicales; Brassicaceae. Gene Ontology annotation, molecular function: DNA binding; DNA-binding transcription factor activity. The transcript has 2 exons. The record is from RefSeq and is a predicted model, not a curated record.
CCCUUAUUCUCGUGUAUAUAUGCAUAUGCUUGGCUUUUCCUUCUCUUUCACUUUAAUAUUCUACUCAUAUAAGAAAAAAAUCUCCAUCUCCUCAUACAAAUUCUCAAUUCGAUCUAAUAAUCUUCAAGGAGAUUCUCAGAUUCAGCUCUUUAUGGAUCAUUUGUUACAACACCAGGAUGUUUUCGGGAAUUACAUCAAAGCUCGAGAUGCCAUGGGAGUAUCAUGUCCAUCAAACCCAACAGAACUGGAUGUCAAUCAGAAAAAAUCCUCUCCGGAGACUGGGACAGCGAAGCCACAGCCACCGGAGCUAGCCCUGAGAUGUCCACGCUGCGACUCAACAAACACAAAGUUCUGCUACUACAACAACUACAGCCUCUCUCAGCCUCGCUACUUUUGCAAAUCAUGCCGGAGAUAUUGGACCAAAGGUGGAACACUAAGGAACAUUCCCGUAGGAGGCGGCUGCCGCAAAAACAAACGGUCCACAUCUUCGGCGACAAGAAGCCUCAGAACCACACCAGAACCAGCCUUCUCGGCGGCGAGUUUCGGUGGGUUUGGUAACAAUGAACACACUGAUCUCAGCUUAGCCUUUGCCCUGCUGAACAAGCGACCUCAGGGGAAUUCUUCACAUCUAGGGUUUCCUUCAGCAUUCGGUAACUCUAACUCUCAUCAGACUGACAUGGAGAGUGUGUUUGGAACAAGCCAGAAAAUUGAGAACGCUGGUUAUGCGUUUGGAAACGGGAGCAGCGGUUUGGAUAUGGCUAUGAGUGAUCCAAACAAGGUCUUAUGGGGGUUUCCAUGGCAGAUGAAUGGAGAGAGCUUUGGAAUGAUGAACAUGGGAGGAGGAGGAGGUGGUGGUCAUGCAGAUCAGAUUGAUUCAGGGAGAGAGAUUUGGACCAAUAUGAACUAUAUAAACUCUGGUGCUUUAAUGUAGUUCAAAUUAAAAGCUCCAGUUUAUAUGGGUUUUAGUUUAAUUAGCGUUUUCAUAAUUUAAUUUACUGGGAGAAAGGUGGAGGCUACCUAAGUUAUGAAAUGGUUAAUGAAAUAUAGAUAUAUUAGGGCAAACUUACAAUAUGGGUUUUUUUCAAAAAAAAAAAAAACUUACAAUAUGGGUUGGGGGGGGGGGGGGGUUGCUGUUGAGUUUCUUUCUUUUUUAUGUUCAUCGUUUCAUUAUGUUUUUAAUGUGACAUUUCCUUUGUUUAAUUUUUUUCUAAGAUAA